This is a messenger RNA of Heterobilharzia americana, 1095 nucleotides long. NCBI's taxonomy places the organism in Eukaryota, Metazoa, Platyhelminthes, Trematoda, Strigeidida, Schistosomatidae. The record is from the annotation of a GenBank genome assembly.
AUGGCUGGUUUUAUUGAAGCAAAACAUUAUAAUUGGAAGGAUACCAACCUUGCACUCUUUGGAUCUGAUACAGAGAGAGCUGUUAAAAAGGAAUCUGCUGAGAAAGAACCCGCAUGGCAGUCGGUAAGGACUAUCGCCUCUCCUACUCUUAUGGUCUGGCGGAUCAAGAAUUUCAAGUUAGAAGUUGUUCGACCUGAAGAUGUUGGUAAAUUUUUUCGUGGGGACUCGUAUAUUAUUUUGAGUACUGAUAAAGUUGGUGAUGAAUUGUUAUACGAUGUUCAUUUUUGGAUUGGACGUGAAAGCACUGCAGAUGAAUAUGGAACUGCAGCCUACAAAACAGUGGAAUUGGAUACAUUUCUUGAUGACAAAGCAGUUCAACAUCGAGAAGUUGAUGGAUUCGAGUCAGAAUUGUUUAAAACCUAUUUCAGUCAUUUUGAAACUCUUGCUGGUGGUUAUACUAGUGGAUUCAAUCAUGUGACACCGAAUGAAUAUAAACCACGUCUGUUGUUAUUCCAUUCAACUGAUCGUAAACAUAUGGAAUUACUUGAAGUACCACUUUCAAGACGUUCACUAAAUUCAACAGAUGUUUUCAUUUUGGAUAUGGGUGAUAAAGGAUUCCAAUGGAAUGGACGUGGUUCAAGUAAAGAAGAAAAAUUCAGAGCUAGUCAGUUUCUGCAACAACUAGAAUCUGACCGAAAUGGAAGAUGCCAGACGGAGGUAAUUGAUGAAGAUGAUUCUGAAGGACAUAAAAAGUUCCUCAGUUAUCUACCAGAUGUGGAAAUACCAGAAAAAGCCAAGAUAGAAAUAGGCAAGAAAGCGAUUUACAGAGUUUCUGAUGAAAAUGGUAAAAUGGAAAUUUCACUUGUCUGUGAAAAUGCACUACCAAGAUCCUCGUUAUCAGCAAAUGAUGUCUACUUGAUCGAUACUGGCAAUUCUUUAUUUGUGUAUAUUGGAGAGAAAUGCAGUACGGAAGAGAAACGGGAUGCACUGUCACAUGCACAUGACUAUUUACAAAAAACCAACCAUCCAUUGUCACCUAUCACUGUUGUAUCGAACAAUCGACCAUCUAAGGAAUUGAAUAAAGUGUUAGAGUAG